Spodoptera litura is the source of this 844-nucleotide messenger RNA. RefSeq names its product MORN repeat-containing protein 5-like. The record is from RefSeq and is a predicted model, not a curated record. Lineage: Eukaryota; Metazoa; Arthropoda; Insecta; Lepidoptera; Noctuidae.
CACCCACAAACAUGUUCCACACUUGCAGUAUCUUAUGAAUGACUUUUGGGUAAAACGCAAAGUGAAGUGCAGGGCAGAACCGUUGGAGACAUUUCAUGGUUCAUAUCGGAUAAAGAAACAGUUAUCAACAGGUUCGCACUAUGACGGCGAGUGGCAACUAAUGGGUAUGAAUGGUUACGGAGAGUACACAUAUGAGAAUGGAGUCGUGUACGAAGGCCAAUUCGAAAAUGGCAUGAUGCAUGGGAAGGGUGAGCUUCGAUAUACGUUAAAAGAUGGUAGAAUAGCCGUCAUACGUGGACGAUGGAAAGAAGAUGUCUUGGUUGAGAGGACGUUAUUCCUGUCAGACUCCUUGGAGUACAAAGAAGAUGGCUGGACAUAUUGUAUGAUGCCCGAUAGAAGGUUUGCAGUGGAAUUCGAUACAGGUAUGAAGCCUGCUGGCCAAUCGUAUCUGACGGCUGAGCAGCCAACCAAGGAGAUACCCCCAGGUUUCUAUGAUACGGGAGAUGGUUUCUUCGAUCCUAAAACGAAAGCCAUUUUCAAGGAUGGCAGCCUAAGAGAUAUUGUGAGAGCCCCAGGGGUUCAGGAGCAAAAAUGGAUAGUAGCAAACUGUCGUAAGGGCGUUGAAGAACCUUUAGGACCUCGUCCGGACUUGUAUGAGAACUUACAAGGGCCGGUGAUCUUCCCAGUAUCCCAUCGACCACCAACAAAUACACUCAAGCCCAAAAUAUCGGAAAAAUUUAGUAAACAAUCCUUAUUGGACAAAUUCGAUUACGAUUCAGCACCAGUCUUCUAUGGUGCUGACCAAAUACCGGACAACGACAACUCGGCUUCAGGACACAAUUAA